AUGCCCCAUAUAAUUUCACAUCUUCGCUUAACAUUUUUAACAACUGUGUUCGCUAAAAAUGCUUGUAUCAAUACAGAAGAUCAAGUGUUAAUUGAUCGCGAAUAUUUUCAAAAAUAUUUUGGUGAUAAAUGUCUCGAGGAAAAUGGGCAAAUAAAAUUUGAAUUCUUUGCGAAUCUUUACCCUAUAAUUGAUACAUCAGAAAAGGAUCUAUCGGUUAAUGAGCAGGAUAAAUUGAUAAAUAAAUUUAUAGGAGAAUUUGAAAUUAGAUUGAAGAGAACACGUAUAAUGCUUGAUCAACAAUUUAUGGGUAAAUUUUGGAAUUUGUUAAAAUUUGGAAAUUUAAUAAAAUUUUUAGAUAAUACAUUGAGAAGUGAAAUGGAUAGAUUUAAUUCGGAAAAUAAAUUGAUAACCAAAGUUUCGAAUGAAAAAUGGAAAAAUUCUAAUUUAUAUGAAAUAUUAAAUCAGUUUUAUGUUGAAUUUGAAGGAGAUGAAAGGGCAAAUAAAAAUAUUAAUGGUGAGAAGAAAAAAAUUAUAAAAAUUGAUGAUGGAAAGGAUCAUGGAAAGGAUGAUGGAAAGGUGAUUUAUAUUUAA
Messenger RNA from Meloidogyne enterolobii, 591 nucleotides. NCBI's taxonomy places the organism in Eukaryota, Metazoa, Nematoda, Chromadorea, Rhabditida, Meloidogynidae. The record is from the annotation of a GenBank genome assembly.